UAAAAAAUGCUGACAAAUGAGCAAAACUAGUGGCAAAGUUUAAAAAUGUAAAAUUACAAGUAAUUAGCAUUUGCGGUAAAAGUAAUUAGUCUUUAAUAUCCAUAAAUAGAGUUUUGUUGUAAAUAUGCCUGACAAGAUUGUUACACUGAAUGACAUUUUAGUCUUGUGUAAAUCAUGGAGAAAAAAAUGUAUGAUAUUUAAUUUUUGCUCAGAAAAAAAAAAAAAAAAAAAAAACCCAAACAAAUAAAACAGCACCCAUUCUGAUGUACUGAAAAACAGCAACAACGACUCAAAGCUGUAUUACACUUAUUGUCUUUGACCCAUAUCAAUUCCUUGCAUUGUUUCGUGCGUCAUGUCGCAUUGUGAAUACCUGCUUCACCCCACCACCAGAUGGCGCUACGAACUUCUGUCCCGUUCGCACAAUCGCACUGAUCUCCUGCCGUUGAACCUGCGGAGAGCUCGAGGAGGAGUCGAGAGCUCUGUCUGUGUUCUCACAUCACACACACACCCACUUCUGCCAAUCGAGCUGUUGAUCCGAACACUGAUCCAUAUUCCCUGACAGCUCGAGUUUUAAAACACUCCUCAUCAAUGCAGCAUCUUCACGCGCAGUGAGAGUGAAUUUCCACUGGGGAUCUGAAAGAAAAAGCUCUUCACAGGCAGCCUGAGCACUCGAAACAGGUGUUUGUGUGGCCACAAGGCCUAGAAGAGGACAACAAACAAGACAAAAUACAUCAUGUCCAGUGGGAAAAAUGCACCUGUCACAGAGAACUCCAGACAGAUUUCCUUACAGGUCUGUCUUGAUGAAUGCAUGGAGGCCUUGGAUCUGUUCCUCAACAACCACUUUAAUGAGAGUUUGGAUAAACUACGGCCACGGUCUAAAGAGAGCAUGUAUCACGCUCUGAUCUAUGCCACAGUAUUAGAGAUGCAGGCCAUGAUGACCUUCCAACACGACGACAUAGUGCAUGCUGGGAACACAAUGAAGAGCGCUCAGGAGGUGUGCCAGAGGUUCCGUAAGAAGUCUGGUGGUCUGAGGAGCCGAGGAGCAAAUGAUGAGGAUCUCUCAGAAGAGCAGCUCCAUGCUGAAGUGUGUUACGCUGAGUGUUUACUACACCGAGCCGCUCUCACGUUCUUACAGGAUGAGAAUAUGGUGAGUUUUAUUAAAGGAGGAAUCAAAGUACGGAACAGUUACCUCAUAUACAAGGAGCUUCACGCCUUCAUCCAGUCAGAUACAGCUUUCAAAGGACCAAGCCACAAGCACUUAGAGGGCGGAGUCUCUUUUGGGAUCGGGGCUUUCAACUUGACUCUUUCACUGUUUCCUGCCCGGAUACUCAAGCUGCUAGAGUUUGCAGGCUUUUCUGGAGAUAAGGAAUUUGGCAUCUCUCAGCUGUACACCGGUGCCACCUCUCACACCCUGCGCUCUAUGCUGUGCGCCCUCCUCCUGCUCUGUUUCUACACCUUCCUCUCCUUUAUUUUAGGUAGUACUGGCGAGGGGGAGGUGGAAGAGGCGGAGAGACUUCUGAAGCCAUUUCGCCUGCGAUACCCACGGGGAGCGAUUUUCCUUUUCUUUGCAGGUCGGGCAGAAGAAAUAAAGGGCAACAUUGAUGAGGCGGUGGCACUGUUUGAGGAUGGCUGUAAGGCCCAGCAGGCCUGGAAACAGUUUCAUCACAUGUGCUACUGGGAGUUGAUGUGGUGUUUCACCUUUAAGAGACACUGGAAGAUGGCAUACUUCUACGCAGACCUGCUCAGCCAGGAAAGCCGCUGGUCUAAGGCCAUGUACGUGUACAUGAAGGCGGCUUAUCUCAGCAUGCUUCCAGACUCCGAAUCCCGGCCGUUUGGGGAUAAUGAGGUGGAUCUCUUUAGACAGGUGCCGACAUACAAACAGAAGAUAGCUGGGAAAUCUCCACCCACAGAAAAGUUUGCCAUUCGUAAAGCAAGACGGUACAAAGCCAGCAAUCCAAUCAGACUUCCUGUUCCUGUGCUUGAGAUGAUGUACAUGUGGAAUGGCUUUUCCAUCAUCAGCAAACAGCCUGAGCUCACAGAGGGCAUGAUGGAGACGCUGUUAGAGGCGGAGCGCUCCCUACAGGCGGCUCCAGAGAACGAGUACACGAUGGACGACAUGUCUUUGAUCCUGCUUCUGAAAGGCCUGUGUCUGAAGAACCAAGGCCAGACGCAGGCCGCAGAGGACUGUUUCAGACAGGUUUACAGCAGUGAAAAGAAGCUGAAGUUUGAUCAUUACCUGGUUCCUAAUGCUCUGCUGGAGUUGAGUCUGUUGUGCAUAGACACAGGGAGGAAAGAGCAAGCCAUCAAACUACUGCAGAAAGCUAAGAAUAACUACAAAGAGUACUCGAUGGAGUCUCGGACGCAGUUCAGGGUCCAUGCAGCCCUGAUCAAACUUAAGGCUGACACCAGUGACCAAGAUGAAAUAACAUCUUUGUGAGAAGAGAUGAUCCUCUUCCCUGAUGACCAGGUCACUUUAUGGGGAGAAUGAAAGACCAAAGACGCAGUGUGGUUUUUAUCCAGUGUUAUUAUAGGAGACACUAAAAACUUCAUAUGUACAUUCUCCCCCAGGAGCUUAUUUUUGCCAAAUUGAUGUUUAUUUUAGUCAUAUAGUAAAUAGUUCGUAAAUAGACAUAAUGGAUGGAUAUUUCGAAUGUAAACCAGGGUUUAAGCUCCUUUUGUGUGAAAAUGUACAUUUUAGGGAGCAUUGGAAAUCAAAUUGAUAUUUUUUCUUCCUGUAUUUUUUUGUCAAGUCCUGUACAGGUUUAAUAAGGGAAAAUGACUGGAAAACUGACGGUGUUUACAAAAAGAAAAAAUUGGACAAGCCAUUUUACACUAAGUUUGAUUAAACAUGCUGAUUAUUGUAAGGUUGAGUGUGGGAUUGAAUAUUAUAUUCCUUUCUUGAAUAAAUCAAGAACUUUUAUAAUAAUCAGAUAGUUCCCCAACAUGCAUCAUAAAUAUUCAGUUGUCAAACACUGGUUAUUUUUUGUUAUGCAAAAUAUUUUGUUAGUAGUUAAUAUUUAUUAUUGCUAUUAAAAUUUUUCUAAAUGUAUAA
Molecule: messenger RNA, 3052 nt
Organism: Ctenopharyngodon idella (grass carp)
Lineage: Eukaryota; Metazoa; Chordata; Actinopteri; Cypriniformes; Xenocyprididae
Product: tetratricopeptide repeat protein 39A
Exons: 18
Coding region: 734-2437 (567 amino acids)
Molecular function (GO): protein binding
Source: RefSeq, a predicted model, not a curated record